This is a messenger RNA of Parnassius mnemosyne (clouded apollo), 687 nucleotides long. NCBI's taxonomy places the organism in Eukaryota, Metazoa, Arthropoda, Insecta, Lepidoptera, Papilionidae. The record is from the annotation of a GenBank genome assembly.
AUGUCGCCACAACAGAGCGUGCAGGAGCUGUUCCGUACGGCCGACUGUGUUUGUUUUGAUGUUGAUUCCACUGUGAUACAAGACGAGGGCAUCGACGAGUUGGCCAGGUUUUGCGGCAAGGGGGACGAAGUUAAAAGGCUUACUGCGGAGGCAAUGGGAGGCAGUAUGACAUUCCAAGAAGCACUAAAGAAGAGGCUAGACAUCAUCAGGCCUAGUGUCAGCCAGAUCAGACAGUUUAUAGAGACAUUCCCCAUAAAUCUCACGCCAGGAAUAUCGCAGUUGGUGAAGGAGUUACAAGACAGGGGAGUGACGGUGUACUUAGUGUCCGGAGGCUUCCGUUGUCUCAUAGACCCAGUGGCAGAACAACUAAAUAUCCCAGUGGUACAUGUAUAUGCAAAUCGACUUAAGUUUUUCUUCAACGGCGAAUACGCAGGUUUCGAUGAGGCGGAACCAACGUCACGAUCGGGCGGUAAAGGGUUGGUGAUCAGGCGGCUGAAGGAACAGCACGGCUACCAACGGCUCGUUAUGAUCGGAGAUGGCGCCACUGAUGCGGAGGCCUGUCCCCCGGCUGAUGGUUUUAUAGGUUUUGGUGGAAAUGUGGUCAGAGAGGAGGUCAAAAAGAAGGCGUCUUGGUAUGUCACCGACUUCCAAGAGCUGAUCAACACUCUUGCUAUUCAAGCGAAGUAA